Molecule: messenger RNA, 1428 nt
Organism: Colletotrichum truncatum
Lineage: Eukaryota; Fungi; Ascomycota; Sordariomycetes; Glomerellales; Glomerellaceae
Product: ring-8 protein
Biological process (GO): ubiquitin-dependent protein catabolic process
Molecular function (GO): ubiquitin protein ligase activity
Source: RefSeq, a predicted model, not a curated record
AUGGCUGUCAUCAAUCAGGUCCUCGUCGAGGUCUCGCGCUUCGUCGUACGACAGGCUCAGGACUCAUCGUCCCUGCCUCCCUCGGCCGCCCCCACCAUGGCAUCCUCAACACCAUCCAUCGAGACUUCAACAGCGAUACCGACUACUACCACUGAUUCUCAGGCUACUGGCACUCCGACUGGUAACAGCGGCGGAGGCGGAGGAGGUGGAGGAGGUGGUGGCGGCGGUGGUUCCUCGAGCUCCCCGUUGCUCUUCUUCGUUGCUCUUGGUUUUGGUGUAGUAUUCACCAACCUUUGGAUCAUCGUCGGUGUCAAAUACUGCUUCCGCUACAACGCCCGUAACCGUGCUAUGCGUCUCAAUGAAGAUGGCGAGCCUAUCAACCUUGAAAACAUGCCUCGCCCACAUCGUCGUCGUCGCGAGAAGAAGCUGAUGACGAUGGACGAGGUCAACGACAAGUUUCCGAUGAUGAAGUACAAAGCCUGGGUGUCCGAACGUGCGAGAGAAGGUCUGCCUACGGCUGGAGGUGUUUCCGCCCCGCCGAGUCGAGCAAACAGCGUUCAAUCUGUCGAAGGCAUCAUACCCGAGCUGCCCUCCAAGGAGCGGGAAUCCACUGAUGACCGUCCCGCCACCGCCACCGCAAACAAAGCUACUGCUUCCGAAAAGCCGACCGAGGACGCAGCUAAGAAGGAGGCCGAUAAGCCAACUGUAAACGCCAACGCCGACGCUCAUGUGCAAUCUCCCACAUCUGCAACACCUCUUCAACGUGUUCAUAGCGAGGAGGACGACGAGGACGAUGAGCACAUUAAUGCCGCUCUGCCACCUGAGUUGAUGGCUACCAGCGGCGACACCUGUGCCAUCUGCAUCGAUACGCUAGAGGAUGAUGAUGACAUUCGUGGGCUUACUUGUGGUCACGCAUUUCACGCUGUCUGUGUUGACCCCUGGCUUACGAGCCGCCGAGCCUGCUGCCCGCUCUGCAAAGCCGACUACUAUACCCCUAAGCCUCGCCCAAACCCUGAUGGCGACGCCAAUGCUACUGGCGACAUGGCCCGGACGGCCAGUCGUACAAAUAUGCCCAACGCUCCACCUGCCGCUUGGUAUAGCCUUAGCGGCCGUGUGGGCUUAGGCGGACGGAACAGAGGCAACCGUCAGAAUAACGACCGCUCUAACCGUCGUCGCCGCCCACGACAGCAAGCUGUCUCUACUGCGGCCCCAACCACUCCACAAUCACCGCCAGUCACUGAGAACCAGGAGUCUCGUGGUCUGCUCUCAAGUAUUAGGAUGUCUGCUUUCCGUAAUCCCCUUCGCCGUGGCGAUCAGACUCAGUCCGAUUCUCCCACUGCAUCUGGUGCGAAUGUCACCCCGUCUCAACUCGAGGCUGGCACUCAAACCGCACCGGCACCCGCUGCCGCUACCACGGAGGCGCGGUGA